AUGGGAGGAAUAUGUUAAGCGAAUAGAGGAUAUCCAAUAUAAGAAUAAGAUCAUUUUGAGUGCAUCUUGCCAGCAGAGAUUAAACCAUAUGAGAUGAAGAGUAAUCUUAUAGAAGUAUAGGAGAUGUGUGCUACAAAAAUACAAGCAUUAUUUAGAGGGCAUACAGUUCGAAAAUAAGUAGGAUUUUAUAAUAUGGAUAGAAAAAAGAACUUGAAGAGUCUUAUUAUCCAGAUUCAAAGGUAGCAGUAAAAACAGAUCAGGUUCCAGAAAUAUUCCAUCAUGAAGUUUCAAAGGUCAUGCUAUAAUUAGGAGCUUUUGACUAUUCAAAAUGUUAAUCAAUUACUGGAGCUAAGACUUUAUGUGCUUAUUAAUAUAUAGAGAAGGGAGGAAUUUAUAUAGGUUAGUGGAAAGAUCAUAAAAGAAAUGGUAAAGGGUAGUACAUAUUUCCAGAUGGAUCAAUUUAUGAAGGUAAUUGGGUAAAUGAUAAAGCAAAUGGUUAUGGUAGAUUGAUAAUGACAAAUGGUGAUUAUUAUGUAGGAGAAUGGAAAGAUGAUAAAAAUGAUGGAUACGGGAUUUAUGUUCAUUCAGAUAAGUCUAGUUAUGAAGGAGAAUGGAAGGAAGAUCAUCGUCAUGGUAAAGGAAAAGAGAUUUGGGCAGAUGAAUCAGCAGUUUUUGAAGGAUAAUUUGUGAUGGGUGUAAAGGAAGGAUAUGGAGUUUAUAAAUGGUCUGAUGGAUCAAGUUAUGAAGGAGAAUUUAAAAAAGGAUUAUUUAGUGGGAAAGGAAUUUAUAGUUGGCCAGAUGGAAGUACAUACAAGGGUUAAUGGUCUAAUAAUAAGAUGAAUGGAUAUGGAGAAAUGAAUUGGUCAGAUAUGAGGAAGUAUAUAGGUAUAGAUUAAUCAUGAUGAGGGGAAUUACAGGGAUAAUAAAAAGGAAGGUUAUGGAGAAUAUUAUUGGCCUGAUGGUAGAGUGUACAAAGGAUAGUGGCUAAAUGGAUUGUAACAUGGAGAGGGUAUUUAUAUAGACAGAUUUGCAAGAGAGAUUUCUGGAGAAUGGUGUGAAGGAUAAAGAAGAU
This is a messenger RNA of Paramecium sonneborni, 1072 nucleotides long. Lineage: Eukaryota; Ciliophora; Oligohymenophorea; Peniculida; Parameciidae. The record is from the annotation of a GenBank genome assembly.